GCGUUUGGCCAGCUGCCGUGUUUACAGGAUGAAGACGUUAAAAUUGUUCAGACCGGCGCAAUUAUGCGACAUCUGGGUAGAAAACAUAAUCUAAUGGGUCGAGCAGAGAUGGACCAUGUUCACGCGGAUAUGUUUUACGAAGGUAUUAACGACAUCAUGAGUCAAUAUUAUGAAUUAAUUUAUGGAAAUUACGAUGAGAAAAAAAGCACGUUUGUUAAUAACUAUUUACCAGAUGCUCUGGAUAAAUUGGAAAAUUUAUUAAAAAUGCGGAGUGAUGGAAAUGGUUUCAUUCUUGGUGAAAACAUCAGCUAUGCAGACUAUGCGUUGUUCGAGAUGCUCGAUGUUCUCCUUAUCCUUUCGCCCACUGCGUUGGCCAAAUUUCCGGCCCUAAAAUCACUCCAUCAACGAUUGAAUCAACGACCAACGUUACAGGUCAUUUAA
This is a messenger RNA of Gongylonema pulchrum, 441 nucleotides long. Lineage: Eukaryota; Metazoa; Nematoda; Chromadorea; Rhabditida; Gongylonematidae. The record is from the annotation of a GenBank genome assembly.